Molecule: messenger RNA, 4316 nt
Organism: Danio aesculapii
Lineage: Eukaryota; Metazoa; Chordata; Actinopteri; Cypriniformes; Danionidae
Product: zinc finger protein 91-like
Exons: 5
Coding region: 113-2974 (953 amino acids)
Cellular component (GO): nucleus
Source: RefSeq, a predicted model, not a curated record
CGUCAUCAGGCGGCGCCGCUUCAGUGCUGUGAUUCAACUGGAGAAAGGAUAAAGUGUCCAAACACAGAGAAAAACUCCUGCUGAAGCGACUGAUCUCCACACUGUUAUAAAGAUGGCGUUUAUUAAAGAGGAGAGUGAAGAUGUGAAGAUUGAAGAAACAUUCACAGUCAAACAGGAAGAUCUGCAGGAACAAACAGACCUGAUGGUGCUGAAAGAAGAGACUCAUCAAUGGAACGAAGUGAAAGAGAAACAGCAGUUUAAGAAACCCCAAGAAAUAACGACUGAUGAAAAACCCACACUGUCUAAAAGGACUUCUUUACGCGUAAGACUUCAGAAAUCCAAAUCUAGGUGUAAUUUUAACUGUAAACAGUGUGGAAAGAGUUUCACUAAAAAGUCAAAGCUUGAUGUUCACAUGAGAGUUCACACUAGAGAGAAACCUUACACCUGUGAACAGUGUGGAAAGAGUUUUGGUCAAAUACAAGGCUUUAAAACCCACAUGAUAAUUCACACUGGAGAGAGGCCGUACACAUGCCAACUGUGUGGAAAAAGCUUCUGUCAUGCAGGAAACUUGGCAGCGCACAUGAGAAUUCACACUGGAGAGAGGCCGUACACAUGCCAACAGUGUGGAAAAAGCUUCAAUAAUACAGGAAACUUGGCAGUGCACAUGAGAAUUCACACUGGGGAAAAGCCUUACUCUUGCCCUCAGUGUGGAAAGAGUUUUAAACAAAAUGGCACCCUUGAAGUCCACAUGAGAACACACACUGGAGAGAGAAGUUUUACUUGCACACAGUGUGGGAAAAGUUUUUCUCAAAAACAAAACCUUGACACCCACAUGAGGAUUCACACUGGAGAGAAACCUUACAUAUGCACAGAGUGUGGUAAAAGUUUCCCAUAUAAAAGCACACUCAAACACCACAUGAGGAUCCACACUGGAGAGAAACCAUUCACAUGCACCCAGUGUGGGAAGACUUUCAGCCAAAUAUCAUCCCUUAAUCAACACAUGAGGAUCCACACUGGAGAGAAACCAUUCACAUGCACCCAGUGUGGAAAGACUUUCAGCCAAAUAUCAGCCCUUAGCAAACACAAAAAAAUCCACACUGGAGAGAAACCAUUCACAUGCACUCAGUGUGGGAAGAGUUUCAGCCAAUCAUCAUCUCUUAAUAGUCACAUAAGGAUCCACACUGGAGAGAAACCAUUCACAUGCACUCAAUGUGGGAAGAGUUUCAGCACAUCUUCAUCCCUUAAUAGUCACAUGAGGAUCCACACUGGAGAGAAACCAUUCACUUGCACUCAGUGUGGGAAGAGUUUCAGCAAAUCAUCACACCUUAAUCUACACAAGAUGAUUCACACUGGAGAGAAACCAUUCACAUGCACUCUGUGUGGGAAGAGUUUCAUCCAAUCAUCAUCCUUUAAUCUACACAUGAGGAUUCACACUGGAGAGAAACCAUUCACAUGCACCCAUUGUGGGAAGAGUUUCAUCCGCUCAUCAUCCCUUGAUCUACACAUGAUGAUCCACACUGGAGAGAAACCCUUCACAUGCACCCAGUGUGGGAAGAGUUUCAGCCAAUCAUCACACCUUAAUCAACACAUGAUGAUCCACACUGGAGAGAAACCCUUCACAUGCACUCAGUGUGGGAAGAGUUUCAGCCAAUCAUCACACCUUAAUCAACACAUGAGAAUCCACACUGGAGAGAAACCAUUCACAUGCAUCCAGUGUGGUAGGAGUUUUAACUGCUUAUCAUCCCUUAAUCAACACAUGAGAAUCCACACUGGAGAGAAAUCAUUCACAUGCACUCACUGUGGGAAGAGUUUCAACCAACCAUCAAACCUUAAUCACCACAUGAGGAUCCACACUGGAGAGAAACCAUUCACUUGCACUCAGUGUGGGAAGAGUUUCAUCCGCUCGUCAUCCCUUAAUCUACACAUGAGGAUCCACACUGGAGAGAAACCAUUCAAAUGCACUCAGUGUGGGAGAAGUUUUAGCAAAUCAUCAUAUCUUAAUAUUCACAUGAGGAACCACACUGGAGAAAAACCAUUCACAUGCACCCAGUGUGGGAAGAGUUUCAGCCAAUCAUCAUCCCUUAAUCUACACAUGAAGAUUCACACUGAAGAGAAACCAUUCACAUGCACUCAGUGUGGGAGGAGUUUCAGCCAAUCAUCAUCCCUUAAUCUACACAUGAAGAUCCACACUGGAGAGAAACCAUUCACAUGCACCCAGUGUGGGAAGAGUUUCAGCCAAUCAUCAAACUUAAAUCUACACAUGAAGAUCCACACUGGAGAGAAACCAUUCCCUUGCACUCAGUGUGGGAGGAGUUUCAGCCAAUCAUCAUCCCUUAAUUUACACAUGAUGAGCCACACUGGAGAGAAACAAUUCACUUGCACUCAGUGUGAGAGGAGUUUCAGCCAAUCAUCAAACUUUAAUAAACACAUGAGGAUCCACACUGGAGAGAAACCAUUCACAUGCACCCAGUGUGGGAAGAGUUUCAGCCAAUCAUCAAACUUUAAUCUACACAUGACGAGCCACACUGGAGAGAGACCAUUCACAUGCACUCAGUGUGGGAAGAGUUUUAAAUGCUCAUCACACCUUAAUCAACACAUGAGGAUCCACACUGGAGAGAGACCAUUCACAUGUACUCAGUGUGGAAAGAGUUUCAGCCACUCAUCACACCUUAAUCAACACAUGAGAAUCCACACCGGAGAGAAACCAUUCACUUGCACUCAGUGUGGGAAGAGUUUCAGCCAAUCAGCCAACUUUAAUCACCACAUGAGAAUCCACACCGGAGAGAAACCAUUCACUUGCACUCAGUGUGGGAAGAGUUUCAGCCAAUCAUCAUCCCUUAAUCUACACAUGAGGAUCCACACUGGAGAGAAACCAUUCACAUGCACUCAGUGUGGGAAGAGUUUUAAAUGCUCAUCACACCUUAAUCAACACAUGAGGAUCCAUAGUGGAGAGAAACCAUUCACUUGCACUUAAGCUGUGGUCACACUGGACUUUUCUCUCCAUAGACUUCCACUUAUGUGCACGCGAAUGCAUCAGACCGGAAACACAAAUUCGUGCAUCAAGUUUCACUGUUCACUGCGUUGAAAAGUACAAGCUUGGUAAACUCUGACCUGCGAAAUUGCAUCACUUGACUGUGUGAGACCAAUCGAAGUUCAAAACGACCUCGCUGGACAGCAAAUUAAAUUAUGGACCAAUCGCUCACUUUUUUAAUGUCUAAUCAUCUUGUUUAAUCCCGCCCCUUUUCGCAGCGCCGUACAACAGAAUUUUGCAUGCUCAAACUCUAGUGUGACCGCAGCUUUGGUGUGGGAUGAGCAUAUGUGGUGGAGUGUGAGAAGACUGUUAUUACAGCUCCAAAAUUGAAACUGCACCAGACGAUUCACACUGUAGAGAUGGUACAAGUGUUCACACUGUGACAAGAGGUUUAAUCAGUUAACAUAUCUGAAACACACUGGAGAGAAACCAUACAGAUCUGAUCAGCGUCUACAGAGUUUCGCUCAUUCGGCGCACCUUAAGAAACACAUGGACAAAAAGUUGCACACAUGACAUGAAUGCAGCAAAACACUUUCUCAUGUUCACAGAAUGUUUCAUGUCUGAAUAAUGUUUGAAGGGCUGAGUGACGGUAUACUGUUUUCCAACACUCCUACACUGCAGUAGGUGGGGUUGUAAAUGUGUUGCGCUCCUCGCGUUUACCGUAAACACAAUGGUGGCGGCUGAGAGAAGAACAGUUUGUUUUUGAUGAUGUUCUCUGUUUGACUCCCUGAAUGAGAAACAAAUCUCUGGGAAGACACUGCACAUCAAAGAAGGUGGAGCUCCAGGAUGGUUAGUUUGCAGUAUAACAUGGCCUCAAGUUUAGAAAGCCCAUUCAAUUGUCCUGUGUUGCAUCUUUUAUUGGUAAUGUUUCUUUACUUUAAGGUUCAAGAUUUUUUCUAGUUUACUACAUUUACUUGUUGAAGUAGAAUACAAACUUGAUAAAUAUUUUAUGAUUUAGGUAGAGUGACAGGAAUUAAGUUAUACAAUAUUAAUACAGUGUGAUGAUCCCAAGACACCAGAUUGGAGUAUGUGGUAAAUCCUGAUUGGAUGCCUGCAUUACUUAUCAAUGGGUAUAUAAAAGUUGUAGCUAGCUACUCCAGGACGCUGUGGGAACUCGGGAGUCCUCAUGUCAAGACCUGUCAUCUCAUUGACUCUUUAACCUUAUGGUUUUGUUUUGCAUUACUUAUGUCAUGUACUUAAAGUGUUGUUGUGAUUAUAUCCUAAGUUCUUUAUCUUCAUUAUUAUCUCUAGACAUUUGUUGGUAGCUUUGAUUGAUUGUUCUAUG